This is a messenger RNA of Diabrotica virgifera virgifera (western corn rootworm), 13707 nucleotides long. RefSeq names its product putative protein TPRXL. Lineage: Eukaryota; Metazoa; Arthropoda; Insecta; Coleoptera; Chrysomelidae. The record is from RefSeq and is a predicted model, not a curated record. Gene Ontology annotation, cellular component: early endosome membrane; Golgi membrane. Bases 367 to 1092 code for a protein of 241 amino acids. Gene Ontology annotation, biological process: negative regulation of transforming growth factor beta receptor signaling pathway. The transcript has 3 exons. Gene Ontology annotation, molecular function: R-SMAD binding.
CUACUACAGUACACUUGACAUAGCCAACUCAGUCGGCUGGCCACGCUCACGCUCCGAACUCCAUGUUCCGUGCCUCUCCCGAGUUGACACUUUCUGUCGUUCUGUGCCGAGUAUAACUAGUAAUGUCCGAUGUUGGUGACCGUCUAUCGCGUAUGGCAUAGUGAUAAUAUCGUAAAACGAAAGCUAAAAAAGUGUAUAACUGUCAUGCGACAAAAAUUGACUAUUAAUAAAAAGGUACCACGACUAUUUUUCAUCAGAUAAUGUACCAAAAAUCAGAUAAGGCUGUGAACUGUGAUAACUCAAUUUUUAUGUAAUGUGCUGUUUAUUUUUUAAGUUUUCAAGGUAGACUUCUAUUUUUAAUUCAAUAUGCUGUCAGUGGUAAGUGCCGCCGGCGUCAAUGCGGCGGCAGGAAUGGGUGGCAUGGACCGUCUGGGAGGAGGAACUAACAGUAGUAGCGGAAGUGUAGUGAGUAAUGGUAAGACCGCGUCGUCAGUAUCGUCGUCUAGAGACCAUCGGACGCAGGUGCGUAGGUUGCACUCCGCCACGACGAACGGCGUCGAUCAUCAUUCGACGCCGACGACGGCAGAUAUCACCAUCAAUUUGCCACCUAGUAUAGAAAUGCCGGACGGCGAAGAACAUCCGUUUACUUCGGCUAGGUUACACAUUCGAGAUCCAGAACAAGAAUCCGAAAUUUACCAGAAGUGUAUUCGACCGCCUCCAAACCGCACAGUUCUAGAAAGCGAGUCCCCGCCACCGUACAGAUCCUGUUCAGCCGGAAUGUUAUCGACCUCCUCAUCCACCAGCAGCACGAGCAGCGAUUGGUCGACGUCUUCGAAUCCCCUAGUAGUCCGGUGCCAUUCGAUGUCCUCAACUUCUUCAUCAAAACCUAUAAACAACCCAUCUCAUAGUGUAACUAUACAAAAGACUGAUUUUUUACAAAGAACUGUUAAAAUUUUUACGGGGGGCGGCAAAAAGACCGCCUCGCAGCAGACUGUUUAUCAACCGCCCCCGGCCCCAACGUUGCCAGUCGUCAUCGUGCCCACCAUAGUGAGGAGCCAGAGGGUCGUGAACAAACCCCCUUCUGACGUUUGACCAUACGUCACUUCUUAGCUGAUGACUUUUUGUGCGAAUACAUGUUUUUUAUUCCAUAUGUUUAGCCUCGUCUAGCGUCACGAGACGUUAAAGGUACCUAUGGUCGGCUCCUAAAGUAACACCAACACGUAUUUUUGUUAUCACGCUGGUAUUCAACAACUUAUAAUUUCUUAUAAUCAGAAAAAAUUCAUAGUAAAACAGAGACUGUCUCCAAAGUAAUAUCAAUUUGAUCAAAGAUCGACAAUUCUGCACCUCUCGUGGUUUUAUCACUUAAAUUUGACGAUAUAUUAUUUGUGGUUCCCAAAUUUUUAUAUGAUCUACAAAAUUAAAUUCAUAAAAAUAUAUUUAUUAAUAAAAACUCUGGAAUAUCAUUCAGUACAGUUGUGUAACCGUGUGCAAGUAGCUAAAGGUACAGUACGCCCAGAAUAGCAGUAGACGUGAACUGUGCGCAAACCGGAGUAGGCAUGCAGAAUUCAUUUGUGGCUUGAAUUACAGGGUUGCCACGGUUUCUACAAAUAUUGACUGAUUUCUUUGUAGGUACAGAAAUGUUGUUUACAUGAAUCAUGGUUUUGCACAAUAAUAAUUGGAAUUAAAUCAAAUCCUUAUCGCUGUAUGACUCUGUAUUCGUUAUCAGGAUCUUCAGCUAAAUUAAUAAUACAUGAUUCUGUGGCAGCAUUAAAUAAUGUCUCAUUUGAAAUGAAAAAAUCACCCUCAAUAUUUUUCACUUUGUCUACAAUUUUUUUCCACUCUUCUACGGAAAAUAUUUCAAAGUACUCAUCCGGCAAUUUUUGAAUAGAACUAAAAGUGAAAUCUACAUUUCGUGUUCUAACAAAGUUUAGGACUGUCCAGUCCAAAGAAGCUCUAUCGGGUUUAAAUCCGAUUGAUGUGGUGGGAGCCUUAAUACGUAUUGUACAGCCGGUUCCUAAAAAAACUGAUACGACUCUUGGUAAGAUUUCAUCAUGUUGAGCAGUGUAUUUGAUUGAUCUGACAUUAUAUUUAUUAUGACAGACAAAUAAUAAAAUAAACAAACAACAAACAACUGAUUCAUGAAAAAACUAAUAAGUAUUUUAGAAAAAUUUAAACGCAGGAUGAAAGAUUACAUUAUUACCGAGGGCGGAAAGCCCCUUAGAAUAAACAAGCAGUUUCUAUUGAAUGAAAUAUUUGAAAUUAAAUAUCACACUUUUUUUUAUUUUCAGCCCUGUAACUUAUUAAAAUAAAUAUUAUAGAAGUUUUCAGGGACUUUCAGCCCUCGGUAAUAAUGUAGUCUUUCAUUCUGAGUUUAAAUUUUUCAAAAAUAUUUAUUAGCUUUCUCAGGAUUCGAAAAAAAAAUGAAUACAAUUAAAAUACAUUGAGAAUUUUGACAUGCGUCACAAUUUUGCAUUAACUCAAUGUAAAAUUCUAAACUGUUGAAUUCCAGCUUCCCUAAUUAUUUGACAUCAAAAGACAUUAGAAACUAUUUGUAGAUGAUUCAAAUCUGUAUUGAAAACAACUGUUAAAAUUGGUCUACGUAAUUAAACAUAUUCCAAAAUUUUGUAAAAAUGUAAUACAUUUUAGUUUUCAGCCCAAACUUAGGCCACACACAAUGCAAUAAUGUUCACAUUUUUGAACUGUCAAUAUUUUUAUUUUAUCAUCUAUUGUUUAAAAACAAUACAGUUGAUAAGAUAUCCUCAGUUGCGGAGAAAAUAUUAAUAAUAAAGAUUAAUAAUAAAGUCUAAUAACCGUGGAACAUAAUAAGCUAUCUGACAAAUUUUAAGAUUUGGCAGUGACAUUGACAGUAUGUAAAUAUUAAGUAUUUAUCCUUCAAAAUACACUGCUCAAUUUUCUACAAAAUACGCGUCAAGAGUCGUAUCAGUUUUUUUUGGAACCAGGUGUACGUUAUUUCUAAUAAUGGAAACAACACCAAAUAUUUCUCACUUUUAAGCAAUCUACCAUUUUAUUCUUUGUUGAUGCGGACGUUGGUGCCUUAUCGUCUUGAGUAUUGUGAUCAGGUGCAUUGUCCAUUACAACGACUUCUUCUUCUGUAUCCUAUUUUCGGAUGUUGGAAAUCACAUUUUCAAUCAUAACCUUGCUCGCUGCGCUGCGGCUCAAAUCAGUUCCGUUCAGGUUUUCUUAAACCAUAUUCUCAAAUUCCGCAGCCAUGAUAUUCUCCUUCUGCCGGGACCUCGCUUACCUUUGACUUUACCUUGCAAUAUGGACUGCUGCAGGGAGUAACGGUGCUGAUUUCCUACAACGUGUCCCAGAUACUGCAAUUUUAUGCGUUUGAUGGUAAACACAAUGACACUGUUGGGAUAUUUUUGACGAUGUUGCUGCUUUAUCUUCUUGAGUAUUGUGAUAUAGUGCAGUGUCUAUUAGGAUGACAGUGUUGGGAGGUAGUUCUUCUAGCCACUUUUUGUAGUUGACAAAAUUCAUAAUAUAAUCAUGGCAAUCAGCCAAUUUUGCUUGGGACUUCCAUCUCACAUAUAAGAUCCACCGACAAAACCUAUUUCGUCCCCUGCACCUACAAUGAUUAAACAUUGGCCCUUGGGAUUGGUUUUUUAAGUCUAAUGUUCUUUCCAUCAGUCCAACUAUUACUGCGAUUGUAUGACAUGAAAGUAAAUAUGUUUCAUCAACCAGAAAAUUCAACCCAAAAAUCUCAUAUAGUUUGCUAUUCUAUUUAUUGGAUUAUUUAUCAAAUUACCUGUCAUACUAGCCCAGUGUUUUGCACUUUUUUAAAUUCAAUAAUAGGUUUAUCAGCAACUGGUUCUCGUUGAGCAAAUUUUAACACUAAGUGUAUUAUUUUACGACUUGAGCAUGAGCAUUCAAAAUUUUUCGCUUCAAUUUAUACUGUUGAUGCAUUUUUAGAUUAAAUGAACAAUUAGAAGAUUCAAAAUCAGUAUUAUUAAAAAUUGAGAUUUUACACAAAAUUUGUCAACGUCGCGAAUCUCUUCUACAGUGAAACUAUCCACAUAAACAUCCUAAUAAGCGGUUCUCAAUCAACUGAUCGCACAAUAUGUUCACGUCUAUUCGUAUUCUGGUUCACCUGUAGUUGUUGAAGGUGUAAAUAUUGCUGAAAAUUCGAAAUACAACCGUUUCAAACAGGCCAGCUUAGUUUCAAUGUCACAUGAUAGUUUUUUUUAUAUCAGCAAACAUUUUCCUACCUCUACAGAAACUAAGAUGCCAAGAAAUAUGUAAUUCAAAACUUUUCCCUUUCAAUAAAUAAUGAAAAUGUACACAAUUUUUGAAGCUGAAUAAGAAUAAAAUGAAAAGUGUUUGAACUGUCUGUAUGAAAUUAAAAUUUCGACCAAAUAGGUCCAUAAAAACCACAUAAAAAUUUUGAUUACCCUACGUGCUAAACUAAGUACAUGUUUUCUAAAUAUCUUUUUAUUUUCUUUUUGGGAGCCGACUUUAUAACACGUUGAACGUACAUUCCUGAUACAAUUUGUGUGUGUCAAAAAGGUAAAUAUAUAACUAAGUUGAAGUAAGUUUUGGAAAACAGUUUUGAAAACAAAUAUUUUUGAUAUUUUUACUUCCAAAAAACAACUUGUUUUUUUUCUCUAUAAUUUAUGAAUAUAUUUCUAUAUUAUAUAACAUAAUGAGGAUUUUCAGGUGAAAUUUUAGCGCAAUUAAAGGUCGGGAUUGUUCGCAAAUAUAAUUCUAGUCAUUUAUUGCAUAUCUUCGAUAUUUCUUUAGUUAUAUGCUCUUCUGUAUAGCUGCCAGAUAUUGUUACUUAUUACUUACUACAAAAUUUUGUCUUGUUAUCUCCUUGUGUACAGUCCUGCUCCUAAGUCUUAGGUAAGUUAACCUUUUUGUCUUGAAAUUUCUUCCAAAAUAUUCCUGUUUCGCUUGAUUGUCUUCAAAAUUCAAAAUCUCCGUUCCUCAAGCCUUUAAACUCAAAAUCUUUUUCCUUAUCUGGACUGUUUUCUCUGUUCUUUGCCCACUGACAUGGAAAAUAGGACAGCAGAUAUUAAGCAGCCUUGUCAAGCUCCACAUUUGACUGGAAAAGAUAUCAACAAGCUUUUCUUGGUGUUGCAUUUGGUACUUGAAGCUGCUAGAUUGUCCUACGUCAUCUAUAUAAUCUAUAAGGUAUUCUACUGCUUAUCACUUGCAACCAAGUUAACCCAGGAUUGUUCCGAGCCUUACAAUCCUCAAUGACUAGGCUAGGUUGCCAGCUUUUAGGUUGUGAGCUUCUAUUAACCUAAAGGUUCUUUCCAGAACGAUUCUAAGGUACACCUAAGGUUGUAGUAAGGCACCAUCUCAUCACAACUGAUUCUUAGGCAAUCUAGUCUGCACUUUUUGUAAACUUCUUACAAUUUUUUGCAGUCUUAUUUUGCUCUAAAAAAUAUAUAUGACCAAUAGGUAAUUUUAGGUUCCACACUCGAUAUAAAGAUAGUCAGUAGUUUGGUGUAACUUCAGACUCAACUGAUAGAGAUUAGAAUGCUGAAUUUUGAAAACUAAAGGUUUUAUAUGUGGUUUGUUUUCUGUAGCAAGCCAAACUCUUUCGUCGCUUUCAACAGCAUAUCUACUCCAUCUCAAACAAAAAUGCUUCCCAAAAAUCGAUCAUUAAACCCUAAAAACACGUUGACCAACACAUUCCACUGAAAAUGUUUAGCCUUUCCAAGAUAGAUGGAUUUGUUUCUAUUCGUACCAUUUUUAAUGAUUCUGUACACUGAUGUGACCAAUAGUAAAUAUUAAGCAGCCUUCUCAAGCUCCAGACUUGACUGGAAAAGACAUCAACAAACUUUUCUUGGUGUUGCUUUUGGUACCUGAAGUUGCUAUAUGGGACCUACGUCAUCUUUAUAAUAUUUUGGGUCAUUUAAGGUUGUUUUCUUACUUUCUAGUUUUCUGUAGGAACCAAGUCAAUUCAGCGUUGUUCCAAGCCUUAAAAUCUUCCGUCAGGUGGUUAAAUUUUAGAUAGUCCAAUACUCUGAAUGAGAUAUUGUAAUAUUCUUUAUUUACUAGUCACUUAAAUAAUUUUUCAAAUGUCUUCCAUUUACAAUACUCUCAUUAUGAGGAUUCCAAUUCCUAAGAAAUCAAUUAAUUUAUAAAAAUUUCAUCUUAUCUGUAAUUUGCGAAAUCUCCACUCCAAAUUUUUUUAUGUCUCUAAAUGAGCUUAGUCACGUAUUUGACGCAAUAAUUUUCAAGACUUCCAGGAAAGGAAGAUACCUACUAUAAAAAGGCCUUAUCUACUUUAUAUCUUAUCAAACUUUGUUCGAUCACUUGCAGCAUGAAUGAACGAGACAAAAUUUCGGAUUACACCACACCAUCUGUCUAAUCUUUGGGUAUUACUUAAUGCAGAUAAGAGAGUUCCCAAUUAUGUAAAAUGAUGUCAUUUUAAUAAUUGUAUGCUUAGACUGUUUUUGUUAAACUAAUCCGGAGACUAAUUACAAAAUAUUUCAAAAACACAUUGUUGACCAUAUUUUCUUAUAGACAGACCAUUUCAGAUUUCACCAUUUGAUUCGAUUUACAUGAGGUUUAUAUUUUUCAUCCACUACUUCUAUUCACACUGGUCCAAAGUUAUUUUCUCGUUUUUUUGAACUAAUUUUUUAAUUAAACAAUAUCAUAGAACUGAAACUACAUUUUUUGGUGUUUCCGCUUACACAUUUUGGAAAAAAACUGUCGAACUGGGUGCCAAAAAGUUUGAUUAUUGCUUUUAUUGCCUUUUUUGCUAUUCCUAUUCCUAGUCCUGCUAUACUUACACCUACUCUCCAUUUUAUCCCUACUCCUGUUCAUUCACCUGCUUAUUCUUUACUUUCUCCUUCCUGCAUUAUAAUUAUGAGGUUUGAACUGUAUGAGGCUUUGUUUUCUUUUAGAUUGUCUAUGUUUUCUUUGUAUGAACAUUUGUUGUGGCAUUCCUUUUACCUUUUUCCUCAAAAUACAUUGAUUGAAAUUCAAACUAUCUAAAAGUGUUUUUGCAAAAACUUCUUAGUUGUAUUGUUAAAAAUUCCUUCAGAAGUAAUUUGUGACAGGGCAAUGCAAGUUUAAUGGAAAUUUUCAGGCUAUCUUUGCCAUUUGGUUCCUCGAUUUCAAAACGAGUUUUCGAGCUAGGUCAUAUGAACAAUUUCCUACUACUCCUAAACUUACUGUUAUUGUCAGUUUGCCCCUAUUCCUAUUUCUCCUAUACCUACCCCCAUUCUGGCCCUCUUCUUCCCCAUUCACCUCUUUAUUUUUCAGUUUAUCUUGACUACAUUAUAUUAUGAGGAAUUUUACCGGAUGAGGUUUUUUUAUGUGGUGUCUUUCAAAUUCUCCAUUUUUUUUAUGUUUGAAGAUUUGUUGGGGCUUUCCUUUUACCUUGUUUUUCAAAAUAAACUGACUGAGUUAAGAUUCAAACUGUGCAUAUAUUUUUCUCAAAAAUUCUUAUUUAUAGUGUUAAAAAUUUCACGAGAUGUGAAAUUAAGCACUAUCUCCUUUUUUUACCUUUUUUCCCCAUAUUUCGAAAAGAGUAAGGAAGAAAAAUGUCAAAAAUCCAUUAGACUAUUAGUUAAUAAUAUUUAUGUAUAUCAUACCAAAACUGUUUUUCAAUCAAGCAAAUGCAGUGCAAUCUUUAUAAAUAGAUAAACUUAAACAAAACUUUUCGACCACACUACAAAUUGUGUUAGGAAUCGUUUAACACGCGGUACCAACAGCACAGAACUAGAUCUUGCGUAAACUGAAAAAGUUCUGUGCAACAAACUAUGUUUUACCCAAAGAAGUUAGAAAAAUUGGCAGAGAUACACCAAAUUCUAAAACUGCAAAUUGAAUUACCUAAUUUAAAGAAUGUUUGUGAGGUUAAGUCCCACAAUUUUUGUAGGUUAUGUCAUCAACAACUUUUUUUUAAGUGUAAAAAAUAUCUCUGAAAGAUUUUUAACUUCUUGUUGGGUAAAAUGUGGUGUGUUGACAAAGACGCAGGGGCAAAAAGCUGUCGCCAUCGUGUAUGUGUACGACAGGGUGAUUAGCAACGACUUUUAAGGACGUUUAGUAUUUUUUUAUUAAAAAGCGUAUUAUCUGAACGAUAAAACACUUUUUUAAAUGUGGUAUACAUGUGUAAAAAUAAAUUAAAUACAAUUGCAAAAAUCGACUAUACCGUAUUCGGCUUUAGUGACAAAAAAUUGCAAGUUUAGAAGAGAAAUAAACAUAGACAGCUACCUUAUAAUCUUAGUACAUGUAUUUCUGUUAGAGCACUUGGAUUUGGCGGAAUAUUCAUCAAUCAACUAUAUAUUGGAAACAUUUUUAAACACAUAACUUGUAUAACUACGAAUAUAACGAACUAUAUCUAAUCCUACUGACUGCGCCAAUUGAAAACAUUCUGUCUAAAGCUAGUGUACCGUAUGGUCGAUUUUUGCGCAUUCAAAAAACCAUUGAAUAAAAUAAUAUAAGUCAUUAAAUCUAGUUAAAGUGAAAUAUCUAUGCAUGGGCGGUUAGAACGUGCCAAAUGUGAAUAAUAUGUUUUUAUGUACCGUGUACAUGGAUUUUGUUGUAAGCAAUGCAAUUUUUUUUUUCUUAGCAUAAUCUAUUUUUAAUUUGGAGGCUGUUUUUAGUUUUUUUUAUUUUCAAAUUGGACGUAGAAGCUUGAAAGUGAGUGUCUUACUUGAAAUCUUUUAGCUGUUUUGGUUCAAGAUCAAAAAGAAAAGCUUCGUGGAACAACAGCAUUAAAAUCAAGAAGUGAACAAAGAAAAGGGCAUAAUAAUAUCUGCAUAAGCACAAAAAAAUCUUGCAAGAACUGUAAAAUAAACAAAAUUAGAAGAUAAUGAUAAUAAGAGUGUAUACACAGUAGUGGGCCUGUCAUUAAAGAAAACUUUCUGGACUACAUUGAAAACUUUUUGAAAAAUAUAAUUUUUAUAAGAGACACAGUAUCUCGGUAGACUUUUCUCUCCCUAAAUGAUAAAUUGGAGAUUACAUUGUACACAUUUUAAUCUACCUAAAACGUAUUUUUUAACAAUAAAGAAAUAGUUCCAAGAAAAAUUUGCAAGGAAGUUAACCAUGUGAGCCCAAGCCAAACAUUUAAUGAUCAAAUGUGGAAUAGAACAAAACUGAACACUCUCAUUAUUAUAUUUUAUAUAAUAAUCUCCAAGAAGAAGAAAUGUGUCAAUACAAAAUUUUCAUUGGUUGAUUAGAUGAUACUCAGUGUUUUAUACAUAUAUUUGCAAAAUGAUCUUGUUCAUAGAUCAAAUGUCUUAUGUUCAACUGUUUUUCACACCCUAAAAUGAUUUGAUAAUACUAUUUCAUACAAAUAAACCACUGACUUUACACUAAGAUGAAUAAUAUUUUAAAAACGACGAUCAAACUUAUCAGUAGUUGAACCCAAACAGCUUAAUUUGGUUUGUGGAAUGCUAUCUAUGGAGUCAUCUGCAAUUCACUUGCAUAUUUCAAGGCCUUGACUUGAUUUUAUUAUCUAAGAUGUACCCAACAUUACUCAACAAUGAUUAAUAAGGUCCAGAAAAUUCCUGAAAAGGAAGCAUUCAAAUUUAGAUGAUAGGAUUUCCAAAAUAUUGUAGCUCAUAGAACAAAUAUGUUAUGUUCAACUGUUUAGUAGCACUGUUUCUUUAAAAUGAUCCACUGUUUUUACACCAAUAUCAUAAAUGGCUUAGAAUCUAGAAUCAAAGUUACCAACUUUUGAGUUAAGCCCCUCAAUUAAGCUUUCAAGCUUUCGACUCUAUAUAUGGAGUCAUCUACAAGACAUUGUCAUUUUUCAAGACAUCAAUCUUCUGAUUUCAUCGUUUGCCAUGUACCAAAUACUAUUGAACUACAAUUAUCAAGUUCUGGAAGGUAUUACCGUAUUUCAAAUGUGAUAAAUUCUGAACUAUUUCUGAUUAACAAAAUAAGUUAGCAAUCGAAAUAGCACAGAAAACGACAAUAAAUAUCGUUCCCAUACCACCAGAUUGACAACAGGUGGAAUACAUUCUUUGGUUACAACCUCCAGAGAUUUUUUUACAACGAUAUUUAUUGUCGACUACUGAUGAGGAGGAAAAAACCUCCGAAACCGGUAUAGACUCUUCCUACACUCUCCGAUUUAACCAGAGUAUUAUGCAGCUGCUGCAUUUUCGUGGUGCAAAGAAAUUAAAAAUGUUCAUACAUUUUUUUUAUUUCUGAUUAAUCUGUGCACUUGUCAGCAAACUUUGUAGAAGAUCGCACUUGACAGAUAAAAUUACUAAUUUACAUUCAGUAAUGGAUAAUUACUCUGUCAUUAUCAUUAGUAACGAGGAACAAUGCAAAAAGUGGUGGCAAACGAAAGGAAAUAUCCAAAACUAUGUGACACAUCGAUAAUCACAUACUUCUAGUGAGUCUAGUGAAGUUUUUCACACCGUUUCAAGGAACAAUACAGUUUUUUAUUUAUUUUAUCUGUGAUUUCAAGUAAAACACUCAUAUUUAGGUCUUGUUACAGAUAUAGUAUGGCACAAAAGGGGUCUAUGUAGAAGAUCAAACAAUUCUUAUUUAUUUUUAGGAAAUUUUUACUUUGUAUGAAACUUUUUUGAUCAGUUAUUAUUUAUUUUGUACUUUAUACUUUGGGCAACUCUGGGUAUUUUUAAACUCCGAAAAUUAUAUAUAAAAGGUGUCUAGAUUGUUAAACAUUGUAUGGAGACUGCAAAAAUUGAUCAGAAGUGAAGUAAAGGUUUAAAAUGAUUUAGAGUUUAUUGAAUGCUUUAAGGCUUUUGGUACUGUCGAAACUACAAAAUUCUGUUCAUUUUUUUCCAUAUUGCUCUGUGAUUAGAUGUACAGCUUCUAUCCGCCGUGAGCUCGUAGGUAGAGGGGAUUUUUUAAAAUUCGUGAGCGCCAGUAGUGGCAAAUCAGUGAACUUUUUCUGGAAAUUUGACAUAAAUGUCGAAGUGAUUAAUUUAAAACAUUGAAAUUAAAAACAUUAAUAGGAAAAAAUAUUAGUUGGUCAAAGCUGUGGCAUAUAUUUUUACCUUAAAUAUAGUUAGGUACAUUUUAAAUACUAAAAUUUCGUUUUUUUACAUUCUAUAAUAAUAAUUAAUCUAUUCAUUUAGCGCCAUCUACACGAUAAUUAUGAAAGUAUCCGAAGUAGGAAAGAAGGAAACUAGUCAAUAUAACGUCAAAAUAAUAAAUAAAAUCUUAAAAAAAUAAUCAUAAUGAAUCAUAUUAAAUUCUGUACUUACUGAUAUUAACCAUCGAUUACAAUCUGAUUAUUUCUUGCGUUGAUAAAAAUUAAAUAAAUUGCCAGUGAAUUUGCACAAGUAAUCCGCUAGUUGGCGAUACCAGCGAAGCUCAUAGGGAAUAGGGCUUUUCAUUUACAGUCAUUUUUUUCGAGCUUUUGUCAAAUAUCGUAUAAUCCAUGUAUAUUAAUAUUAUACACAGAUUAUACAAUAUAUGACAAAAGCUCGAAACAAAUGACCAUCGAUGAAAAGCCCUAUUGCAGAUUGAUGUCAUAAAAACUUCUUCAACUCUCUUUAAGGCUGCUUUAUGUAAAGAGAAAAUACUUUAAACCUAUUUGUCUAACACAUACACCCCACCAUGAGUUUAAGGUGUAGAAUAUAACGUUUUCUUGUCUACAAUGUAGCAAAAUCCACAUCCAGGGAAACAUGGAAGAUGAACGGAUGAAAACUGGAGGAUAACAAUUAAUAAGGAUAAUUAUUGACUUGAUACACCUGAAAUAAAGAUUGUAAGCAGUGAUAAAGUAGAUAGAAGCCCAAAUGACACUAACAUUUGUUUAAUAUGCCUAUGUGACUAAAGAGAAACAACGACAAUAAACCUUAUCAAUAUUUUUGAAAGAAAGAUUUUGAACAAUCAAACGAGCGUUCGUAUUUAUAUACGACUUUAUUAGUUUAUUUAUACAAGUUUCCUUUACAAAUCUCUAGCUUAAACUAAACUUAUUUACAAAAUCCGUUCCUAUUUAUAGCCCAGCCGUUAUUUCUCGAAGAUUCUGCCCAUCUCUAGUUAUCAGCUCGUCACGCCUACUUGAGGUACGUUCUCGAACACCCUUUACCCAUCCGCCGCUGCCUCGAAUAUUCGAUAGCGUCAUUCUUACACAUUUCGAGUUGUGUACCGUUAUACGGGGGUCGGUCAAGAGUUCUCUUUCGUUACAAUAUUGAGAAGGAUAUUGGGACCCAUUUGCGACAAUGGUAUGUAGAGCACAAGGUUCAAGAUCAAUAAGUUCAGUUCUUUAUAAUAACUUGGUUCCCUUUCUUCUUCUCAGUUUCUAUCGCCACGAGUCAUUCGGCUGCCAACCAGCUUAGUCAACUGACAUGUAAGCUUUCUUCUUUUCUGCUUAAGUGUCAAAACUGUGCUUCUCGUCAUGUUGCGUUUCAUAACAAAACAAGGUUAAAUGUCAAAAUUUUUAAGUUCAUUUGUCAGUAAACUUUGAUCGUGGCUAAUGCUCUUAUACACGGAGCAACAAGGAAGGCCAAAGUUUGACAGUAACUCAUAAACGGAUUAUUUUGUAUGAGGAUUUUAACGUUCUUCAAAUAUCAUAAACCACUCAUACUCCACUAUACCAAGAAAAGAGCUUUGGCUUCAGAAAUAGGCAAAAUCGUAUUGUAAAGUGACAGUCGCAAUGUAAAUAAAAGGAAAGCAUAACGAAGUAUUGUACACUCGGAGAUCGCUGGGAAAAUUUACACUCAAAAUAACAAAAUUCAGUUUGGCAACACUGUGUGAAUGUUGAUAGUAACAUAUCCCUUUUAAGAUCAACAGAACUGUAAUUUAGUCCAGACAAAUUAAUAUAUUUUUUUGCCAACAAAAAUGAGAUUUUUUAACCAAAUAAUGUUUCAAAUAUGAUGUACAAAAUAAUUUUUAAUUGGGUUCUGUUAAUGAGCUUGCUUUUUUUGUCAUUAAAGUAGAAAAAACUUUAAAUUUCACUCAUUAAAUCAUUAUCUUAAUUAUUUUAACUGUAGUAAUAUCCGUUGAGUAAUUCUGAAUGAUUAAUGGGUUGUUAAAACAUUUUAUCUGUAGCGGCUUCUGAAAUGUCUUAAAAAUAUCGAAUUUCAUUGAUAAAAUGCGCAUAUCCCACCGAUCUUCGUUUCGAUCAUACUAAAAUGGUUUGUUAGUAUCUCAUUGUCGUUCUUUUAUACGCCGUCCACACUCUCGCCGGAGUCGCUCGAGGUUCAACAAGUACGAGAGUGUAGACGGCCACCUUGUGUAACUUUGCCUAACUUCGUUCUACUUCCGAAAUCUGUCGGUCUGGCGCGUCCGAGUCAAAGGGAUCUUUGUCGGUAUCGCACCGCUUGAAUGUGUUCCUCGCGAAGUAGAACGAGUCUGUAGAAAGGCACUUCGGACUUCGAUCAACUUUGGCGAAGUAACUUCGCCGAGAGUGUUGAGCCCGUUCUAGAUGUACUAAAUAUUUAAGUAUUUAUUUAUCAAAAUAAAUGUAUUCAUUUGCUAAUAACAUGCAGCAUGCAGUAUACAAUUUUAUCUUUAUUCUCACAUCUGAUCCCAGACAUUUUAAAUUAAAGAACCGCUAUCAAUAUUAUAGACCUUUUAAAAUGUUUUGUCCAAUCUACAUAUCGACCUUUUGUGUGUCAGACCAUAAUUUUAUCUAUUCUUUGUUAUUAUAUGAAAAUGUAAUCUCUCUAAACAUAAAAACAGAGAUAGCAAUGAUUAAAAAAGUAAACAAAUAUAAAAUAUAUUACUUUUUUUGAAAGCAAGAGAUUAUAAUAAUUAUUUUAAUUUUUAUUUAUUUAUUUUUUAAAUAAACUUUUAAAAACUUGA